Prorocentrum cordatum is the source of this 1535-nucleotide messenger RNA. NCBI's taxonomy places the organism in Eukaryota, Dinophyceae, Prorocentrales, Prorocentraceae. The record is from the annotation of a GenBank genome assembly.
CUUGCCGAAGAGGGACACUGAACUAGAGGGGGGACAGGAGGCAGCGGGCUCAUUUUCCUCCCGCGCAGGCCGCGCGCCCGGAGCCACCAAGAGGAGGGAACGGGGACGAGGAGGGAAGGUGACGACGGUGACGGGGACGACGCCAAGGAGGGGCAGGGGGCACCAGUGCCUAGAGCCUCGGCCUCGGGCCCGCGCCGGCCAGCGCCUCGUAAACCAUCUGCGUGAUCAUGACGUCCUGCACCGCGACGCCCGAGCUGUCGAAGACGGUGAGGCGCUGGUCCCCCUCGCCCCGCUGCAGCUCCGCGCGGUCCAGCAGCUCCCCCACCUCGAGGACGCCGCUCUCCCGCACCAGGCCGCGCGCCCCGGCCUCCCGCAGCUCCCCCCGCUCGAAGGUCUGCGCCCUGCUGUCGCAGACCAGGAGGUCCGCCGAGGCGACGAGCUCGGGGUCGUGCCCUGGCUCCUGCUUGCCUGGGCUGUCGGAACCCGUGGCGCUUAUGCUCGGAGUAGCAAGAAGCGGUGCACAAGCAGAAACUCUCGGAAGUCCGCGCAAAUCUCUCUGGGAUCGGCGCCGGGACCCCCAGGCGGCUCCGCGCGCCAGGGAGCGGGGCCCGGCGCAGAUAACAGGGAUCCGCGAGGACCGGCGAAAGCGCAUGUUCUUGUGAUCGCUCUCUCUCCCGCGAGAUGUGCACGCCCCCCGCCCUGCCAGCGAACCACGACCUCCAGAGCAGGGGCUCGCGGGCCGUCGUCGCCGUGUGGAUCAGCUGGCACUCCGCGGCGACCUCCCGCGCGGAGGCCGGCACCGCCUCCCAGCCCUCCGCGCGCAUCUCCUCGCAGAAGCGGGCCAGGCGCGCGCCGUCGCGCGCGUGCGCCAACACGCGCCGGCAGGGCGUCACCACCUUGAGCAGUCGCAGCUGCCACCGCGCCUGCACCCCGCAGCCGAGCACCCCCACGGCGCGCAGCGCCCGGCCGCGCGGCGCGAGCAGGCUCGCGGCGAGGGCGGCGGCGGCCGCCGUGCGCAGCUCGGUCAGGAGGCCCUCGUCGAAGAAGAUGGCCUCCAGGCGCGCGGUCCGCUGGCUGAACAGCAGGUUGAGCCCCGUGUUCACCGGCAGGUUGCGCGCCUCGUUCGCGCGCACGCCCCCGGGCGACACCUUGAUGACGUAGUGCUCGUGUCCCUUGACGUAGCCGCUCUUCACACACGUCUGGGCAUCCUCCCCCGCCACGAAGGGGUGGAGCGGCGGCUGCCCCAGCGUCUGUAUGCGGUCGGCGACCGAGACGUCCCCGCGGCUGUAGGCGCGGAAGCCCUCCGCUUGGAGGUCGAUGAUGGCACGAUGGUCCUGCACCGCCCUCUCGACGUUCGGCGGCGCGCGCACGGGGGGGGAGCGCGAGGGGGGCGGCCUUCCGUGAAGGCGGGGGAGCUCCCAGGAAGGAAGGGGAGCCGUCUUGGAAGCCCUCCCUGCGGCUGAGAGGCCUCCUCAGAAGCCUCCGGGACCUCCCAAGGAGGCCCCUGCCUUCCGAGAAGCGCACCGCCCCCUUAG